GCUGCACAGGUGCAUACGGGCCAAUACACUUGCCACCAAGCGAUCCGAGCUUGCACAAAGGGGCCACUUUAGAGCAGAGAGGUUGUGAGAAAUGGCUAAGGUACUAUUGUCGGUCUUACUGGUCCUGGUGGCCGUGUCCUCUUCCCUGGCUAAACCAGAGAAGGUCACGAAGAAAGAGAAGAGGAUUCCUCAGACUCUCUCCAGAGGAUGGGGUGAUCAGUUGAUCUGGGCCCAGACAUAUGAAGAAGCCUUGUUCUGGGCUAGAUCCAGGAACAAGCCCCUCAUGGUCAUCUUUCACCUGGAGGACUGCCCCCACAGCCAGGCUUUGAAGAAGGUCUUUGCAGAGAAUAAGGAGAUUCAGAAGAUAGCCGAUGAUGACUACAUUCUCCUCAACCUUGUGUAUGAAACCACUGACAAGCAUCUUUCACCUGAUGGUCAGUACGUGCCCAGGAUCGUUUUUGUUGAUCCAUCCAUGACUGUGCGUGCUGACAUCACUGGGCGCUAUGCCAACCGCAUGUACGCCUAUGAGCCAUCUGACAUCAAACUCCUGUUGGAGAACAUGCAGAAGGCCAAGAAAUUCCUGAAGACAGAGCUGUAAGGCUGAGGACGUCUCCACCCCCCCCUCACCCCUGAUGUGAAGGCAAUGAGCUAGAGUGCGAUACCACACUCUGCCACAGUUUACUGAUGUAAAGCCAAGCACUGGAGAAAUAUUUCACUUUUAAACUUUGUUUUUAGUUUUUGUUUCUGUCAUUUUCCUUUUGAAUGUAAUGUAUGACAUGCCUUUUUAAAAUAAAUGCAAGUUCUCAAACAA
Messenger RNA from Alosa alosa (allis shad), 811 nucleotides. RefSeq names its product anterior gradient 2 (gene agr2). The record is from RefSeq and is a predicted model, not a curated record. The transcript has 8 exons. Lineage: Eukaryota; Metazoa; Chordata; Actinopteri; Clupeiformes; Clupeidae. The coding region runs from base 92 to 598 and encodes 168 amino acids. Gene Ontology annotation, cellular component: endoplasmic reticulum.